AGCCAAUCCGCGUUUACAGUAAAACACCACACUUCCUGUUUCGGAUUAAAGAAAUAUCGCAAUUAAUGGUAUAUUCAAUCUGAUAUGACGAAUGAAUUGCAGUGACUUACCAUACCGUUUAUGAGAGAGAACACACGAUGGAAUAGAAGCGGACUCUGUACUACAGCUUCUUCUGCACUCCUCCAGAAGAGAGACGAGGCAGGGCCAGGGGCCACGAGGGAGAGCUGAAAAGAAGGUCCGCAGCCUGACCAUGUCUGUGUCCCUGCUGUGGGCAGUGGAUGUGUACGGGCGCGUUUACAGCCUGUCCACUGGAGGGCAGCAGUGGGAGCAGUGUCAUGAUGCCGUGUUAGAGUUUAAGAGGGUGACAGCAGUACAGCAGUGUUGCUGGGGUAUCGCCUGUGACCACCACAUCUACCUGAAUGUCCACUCUAGUGAUGUACCCAUACGUUACCAGGAGGAGACAUACGAGAACCAGCGAUGGAAUCCCAAGGAUAACUUCUCGGAUCACUUGUUGCCGAGCGACCGCUGGCAUUGGAGUGACAUCACAGGGCUGGAACACCAACCCCUGGACAGUUUCCUUCUUCCCUCCACCAACUGGGAGUGGGAGGGGGACUGGUACAUUGAUGAGAACUUUGGAGGAGAACCCACAGAGAAAGGAGGUUGGACCUAUGCCUUGGACUUCCCUGCCACCUACAUCAAAGACAAGAAGUGGAACUCGUGUGUCCGUCGCCGGCGAUGGAUCCGCUACAGGAGGUACAAGGCCACAGACACCUGGGCCAAGAUCCCAUCUGAGGGUCACAGUGGUCCCCUGCCAGACCCCUUUAAUGACAUCAGCUGUGGGGGCUGGGAGAUCAGUGAGGAGCCCAGGGGGAGGCUGUCUCUGUGGGCUGUCUCUCUACAGGGCAAGGUAUGGUUUCGUGAGGGUAUCCACCACCACAGCCCAGAGGGGGAAGGCUGGGAGGAGGUGUCUCUGCCUGGGGAGGUAGUGCAGAUCAGCUGUGGUCCAGGGGACCUGGUUUGGGCUGUGCUCUGGGAAGGACAACUCAUCGUCAGGGAGGGAAUCACCAGAGACUGCUCACAAGGUUCGUCCUGGGUGGUGGUGGACUCUCCCAACCCAGAGGCCGGGGCCAUCCACGUAGCUGUGGGGGACAACGUAGUCUGGGCCGUCACCAAGGACAACAAAGUAUGGUUCAGGCGUGGCAUCAACUCCCAUAACCCAUGUGGUUCAGGCUGGAUCGGGAUGGUCGGGGAGAUGGUCAUGGUCAACGUGGGCCUCAACGACCAGGUGUGGGGUAUCAGCUGUGUGGACCGGGCAGUGUAUUUCCGUCAGGGUGUGACCUCCAGUGAGUUGAGUGGUAAAGCCUGGAAGGCUGUCAACGUUCCCCGAGACGGAGACAUCAGGUCCCACUCCUCCGCCAGCAUUAGCAGUCUGCACAGUGCUGGUUGUUUCUUCAGUGGUGAGAUACGAGCCCAGUCUGUGAUGAGUGAAGACUUGGACACAGAGGGCGGUCCACAGACGGCGGUCCUAGAAGUAGAGGCAUGCCCCUCCUCUCCUCCCCCCGAGCCCCCUCCCAUCGACCCCGACGUCCCCAAACCACGCAUCCCUAAGGUCACCAGCGACAGUUUCAUCUCAGAGAUGCUCUCCGACCGUGAGGUCAAACAGGAGGGGGCCACUGCUGCCACCACUGCCAGUCCCUCUAUCCCAGAAGAGGAAGUCGCUCUUGGGGAACCAGAGGCCAAGUGUCCCCCUCCGGCUCUGGUUCUCUCCCCCAGCCUGUCUGGAGGGCUUGGGGACCCCCAGUGGAGUAACGUGGACCUGGAAGAGACCCAGACUCACCUGGCUGUGGGGCCUGCCGUGGUGAGAGGGGACUCGGCUGACACCUGUAGUCUGUCCUCGGUGGCCACCUACACCCUGUGUCAGGGGGAGCCGUAUGGGGCAGAUGAACACCCACUCUGGGCAUGGGUCAGUGGAGGAGGCUGUGGUGUGAACUCUCACUCCCAGCUCAACUGGUUCAACUCUGCCACAGCCCUGGCAUCAUCAGUCCAGUCCAUGAGUCUGUCCAUCAGUCCAGCCCAGACAGCUGCCUGGCGGAAACAGAUCUUUGAGCAGCUCAGCGAACGCUCUAAGAGAGAGAUGGACCACUUUAAACACUACGAACAGGCCGUAGAACAGUCUGUGUGGGUGAAGAAAGGGACCAUGCAGUGGUGGAGGGACUGGAAGCCCCAUAAGUGGGUGGACGUGAGGUUUGCCCUGGAGCAGUUCUCAGGACCUGAGGGAAACCAGGACGGCAUCCUCUUCCUCUACUACAACUUCAACGAGGAGAAGAAGUACCUGCAUGCAUUCAUUAACGAGGUGACCAUCUUGGUGCCGGUGCUGAAUGACUCCAAACACACGUUUGCCGUCUACACAGCAGAGAGGACCAAACAGAGGUGGCCCAUCAGACUGGCUGCUGCCACUGAGGUGGAGAUGCACGACUGGCUGGCCCUGCUGAGUGUGUCGUGCUGUGACUCCCGGGGGAUCCAGGGUCCCCCCUCUAAACAAGCCAUCUGGUCAGUCACCUGUAAAGGAGACAUCUUCGUCUGUGAGCCUUCGCCUAGCCUGGAAGCGUGUCCCUACCCCACACCCUGCGACCAGAUGUUCUGGCGUCAGGUGGGGGGCCACCUACGUCUGGUGGAGUGUAACAGUCUGGGGGUGGUUUGGGGGGUAGGCUACGACCACACUGCCUGGGUCUACACCGGCUAUGGAGGGGGAUUCUUCCAGGGUCUGGCCAGCAGCACAGAUAACAUCUUCACCCAGACAGAUGUGAAGUGUGUCUACAUCUAUGAGAACCAGAGGUGGAACCCAGUCACAGGUUACACCAACAGAGGCCUCCCAACAGACCGCUACAUGUGGAGUGAUGCAACAGGACUGCAGGAGUGUACCAAGGCCAAUGCCAAACCUCCAUCCCCUCACUGGACAUGGGUAGCAGACUGGACCAUUGACUAUGGGAUCUCCGGGGGGACAGACCGAGAGGGUUGGCAAUACGCAGCUGAUUUCCCAAGGUCGUAUCAUGGCCACAAGACCUUGAAGGACUUUGUUCGUCGUAGACGAUGGGCCAGGAAGUGUAAACUGACGACCACAGGGCCGUGGCAGGAAGUCCCACCCAUCCCGUUGAGUGACGUGACCAUCGUCCUGUGUGGAGCUCAGAGCAGUGUUGAGCCGAUCCCUCUGUGGGCCAUCAGUAACAAGGGAGACGUGCUCUGUAGACUGGGGGUCACCCUACUGACUCCUGCCGGGACGUCGUGGCUUCACGUGGGCACAGACCAGCCGUUUAAGUCUAUCUCCAUCGGUGGGGCCAACCAGGUGUGGGCCAUUGCCAGGGAUGGAUCUGCCUUCUACAGGGGCUCUGUGUCCUCAGAGAGCCCUGCAGGAGAUUGCUGGUACCACAUCCCCUGUCCUGAAAGACAGAAGCUCCAACAGGUGUCUGUAGGGAGAACGUCGGUCUACACUGUGGAUCAAAAUGGUAACCUGUGGUUCAGACAGGGCCUGACUCCCAGCUACCCCCAGGGAUCAUCAUGGGAACACAUCUGCAACAAUGUACGCAAGGUCUCCGUAGGACCUCUAGACCAGGUGUGGAUCAUAGCUGACAAGGUGCAAGGCAGCCACAGUCUGAGCUGUGGGACAGUCUGCCACCGUCUGGGGGUUCAGCCCAUGGAGCCAAAGGGACAGUCGUGGGACUACGGCAUCGGGGGUGGCUGGGACCACAUCACUGUGAGAGGGAACUCCAUUGAGGCUCCUCGUGUCCAUAUGCCCUCCCUGACACCCUCCCUCACCUCCUCCCUAACGGACCCCCUCCGCCCACCUCCACCCCGCAGCCUGCUCCCUGUCAUGAUCACAGAGAUGGAGAACGGGAACGCUGUCAGAUGUUAAACACGCACACCUACAGUACUUGCUAGUGGACACUAUCUCUGUUCUGUCUUCAGCCCAACUCUCUCUUCAGAUACGCCACAAUGCAACUACCCCACCAUCCACACUGUACUGUAGCUCCCAGCUCCAGCCUCAGCUCUUCUGACCUAUCACCUGGCCAUGUUAAAAGACCUUUGAACCCUAUCUCUGCGCCCUCAACUUGACUCAGCCAAUCACCUUUUCUCUUUACAGCUAGCAGAUCAUGUUCAGUAUUUCCCACAGAGCACUAAUGUCGUUUUUAAACCGUGUCACUGAGUCUUUGAACAUUGCGCUAUUGUAAUUUAAAGGUUAACUCAGCUAAAAGACGUUGCCACGAGCAGCACCGCAAAUAUUCAGAUGAUUUAGAUGCAAGUCACACACAGUAUCUGCACAUGUACACAGGAUCGCUUCACACUGUUGGAGCGGUAGGUACGGAUCGCUUCACGCUGUUGGAGCGGUAGGUACGGAUCGCUUCACGCUGUUGGAGCGGUAGGUACGGAUCGCUUCACGCUGUUGGAGCGGUAGGUACGGAUCGCUUCACGCUGUUGGAGCGGUAGGUACGGAUCGCUUCACGCUGUUAGAGCGGUAGGUACGGAUCGCUUCACGUUGGUAGAGCGGUAGGUACGAUUCGCUUCACGUUGGUAGAGUGGUAGGUACGGGACCAAAACAAAGGAAAUUGACCCACUAUGCUGUUUACUUUCUGCAUCUACUUCAUAUAUGAGUCUGUUUAAAUCUGUGCUCUUAAGAUAACUUUGUUUUACUUAUGGUUUUUGUUUGGUUGAAUGUUUUUUAUGUGUGUGUUUGGUGUGUACGGUGAGUAGAUUUGUUUUAUUUUUUAGUUAUGUUGGUAAUUGAUUGAUCUUUUUAAAAUCAUAUAUGUGUUUUGGGGAUGUAUUCAAUGUGAUUGGGGCGACGUUAAGAUGGGUAAGAAAGCAUCACUGUCGACCCAAUUAUUUGUGACUUAUUAUAAAAAGUCUGUAUCAGGACGUUACAGUACUUACUACUUUGUACCUGCUGGCAACAGGUCGAGAUUCUACUAGAGUCGCACCAAAAACAAGAAGGAUUAAUUUAACGAGAACUUUUGUUAUUAACGUUUGAUAACACAUGAUGCUUUUACAGUUCUAGGCCUUCCUCCUGAAUGGUUUGUAUCUGUGAUGGCCACAGUGAAGAGUUUGUAGGCCCAUGUAUUUUUGACAGCACUCGAAAAGAAAAUAUAUAUUAUUCUUUUCAUGAAAAUUUUGCAAUGUGUAGUUCUACACUGGACCAAAGUGUGAAUUGCUUGGAAAGUGAUGUCUUUGCGGGGCUUUAAAGUUUAUCUGUUUAUUUCUCAGGAAAAUAAGAGUUCUCCUAAACGCUAUUAUUGGCAUGUUUUUGACCUUCUACGAUUGUAGCAGUAAUGACUGACAGGCAACACACAUGAAAGGUUUCGUGGAAUGAACAAAUACAUAUUUUUGUUAUAAAUCUGUAUAUGAGUUUAGUAUAAAUGUUUUAAUGGGGAUAUUUCAAGGUUGGUUAUUGUACGUUGGUAUAUAAAAAGGUAAAAUAUUAGUCCUAUGAACUAUUAUCCAUAAACCACAAAAGCUGAAACUAGCACAUUUGGGCAUUAAUUGAUCUUACUUCUCUACAUGGAAACCAUAAGCCAAUAGUUAUCACUGAUAUACUGGAACUACAAAUAAUUGAUUAUACAGAAAACUGUCUGUGAAAACUCUCACUUUAUCUUCCUAUGUCAGUUCCUAAUACAAAGAGGGUGUUUUUUGAUCAUGUUUCACUUACUACUGUUUAGAACUGUACAGGCUUCAUCCUAAAGGAGCGGCACAUGCUUGUCAUGCUGUGGUGCACCCCUUCACCUUCCAAGCUUUAAGUGUCUAGAGGAGGACUUGUCCGUUUAAACAAUGAUUCCAUUGUUUUUAUUGAUUAUAAUGUCAAUUAAAAUACUAUAAUCAGGUACUAUUCUAAUCCCAACAAGGCUGUUAUUGAUGUGUAUAUUUCUUCCGUCCAAUAGUGUGCAUGGUCAAUGUCCUCUAAAUAAAUGUGAUUAUUGAUAAG
This is a messenger RNA of Oncorhynchus gorbuscha (pink salmon), 5971 nucleotides long. RefSeq names its product tectonin beta-propeller repeat-containing protein 1-like. The transcript is spliced from 26 exons. The record is from RefSeq and is a predicted model, not a curated record. Gene Ontology annotation, cellular component: membrane. Bases 251 to 3910 code for a protein of 1219 amino acids. Lineage: Eukaryota; Metazoa; Chordata; Actinopteri; Salmoniformes; Salmonidae.